Heterobilharzia americana is the source of this 3794-nucleotide messenger RNA. NCBI's taxonomy places the organism in Eukaryota, Metazoa, Platyhelminthes, Trematoda, Strigeidida, Schistosomatidae. The record is from the annotation of a GenBank genome assembly.
UAAGAAGCAAAAUAAUAACACUAAUACAAAUACAAAUAAUAGUGACAACAUAAGUAGAAAGGAAAUCAGCACCUCUAUUGUGAUACCAUACAAGGAAGGAACAUCAGAAACCAUACGUAGGAUUCUCAACAAGGUUGGAAUUAGGGUGGCAUUUAAACCAACAAACUCACUUAGAGGUAAGCUUUGUCGGCUAAAAGAUCCGAUAGAACCAAUUAAGCAAAAUAAUAUAAUCUACCAAAUUCCAUGUAAUGACUGUGAAGUCAAAUACAUAGGUCAAACUAGCCGGUCGGGGUCAGUUAGAUUAACAGAACAUAGGAAUUUAGCUAAACAUAGAACGACAGACCCCAAUAAGAUCAAUAACCUAGAAAAACACUCAGCCAUUGCAUUACAUUCAUUAACACACAACCACACAAUAGGAUGGGACAAAACCACUGUACUUAAGUCUAAUAUAGCUAGGUGGAGAGAGAGAUUAAUUACUGAAUCUUUGUUCAUCGAAUUCACACCCAACACAUGUAAUAGGAAUGACGCAACACCUAUACCAGAGAUAUGGAAAACUUUACUACCAAUCAAAAAACAAAAAAACAAAGAGAGAUCAGGUGACAGGACUAUAAAAUCAGAUGUCGAAAGAAGUGUGAUUACAUUGAUAUGAUUAUGAGCAAUAAUUUAUGCUCGAAACGUAAUCAAGUAAAUAAUACUGUAUCACUGUGCGCUUUAUAUCAAAUAAACAAAUCUAAUAUGGAACUACAUUCUACCACAGUGCCCAAGUUUUUCACUUAUAUUAAUGAAACUUAUGGUCUUCCUGUUCGAAGGCUAAUCAAUAAACUCACACGACUUUCACAAACUGAAGCACGUUUCACAAAUCAUCGUAUUUUCAAUAUUCGUUGCAUGAAAAAUCAAAUUAUCCCUAAAUACCUUCGCAUACGAAUCCCAAUAUAUACUGACAAAAUCCAAAGGGCAAUAGAACAUGUCAGCAAACUAUGUCUGAAAGAAGAAAUUCACAGGAUUAUUAAGAAAUUAAGUACCAUUCGGAAUAAAAUUGAACAACUUAAAUGUAAAAUUAUGAAGAUAGUAAACUGCAGAGACUAUGGAUUUAUAAUAGAAACAUCAGACAAAGCAAGAUUAGCUACUCUCAAGAAAUCUAGAAGAAAUCAAAUCAAAAAGUUCAGUAAACUAAUGCAAGAAAAAUAUGCUUCGGAAAACAAUGAAAUUACAAAGGAAACAUCAUCGAACAUCGAUAGAACAAAGUGGGUAGUCAAUCUCUCCUCGAAAGCCUUAAGCUCAGCUGAGAUGAAAGUACUUGAAAAAGGACUAAACUUCAACAUAACAGUAGAUCAUCUAAAACCAGAAGAUGUCAUACCUAGCAUAGAAGUAGCAUUAAGCUCGGUGGAUGUGACAACUGCUGAACAGGUUAGAGCGCAGUGUGCAUUAGCACUUAAAAAACAAAAGAAGACACAGCGAAACUUAACGAAACUGGAAAAUUCAGCUUUAAACAAUCUACGAAAGGAUAAUAGUAUAGUAAUUGCUAAAUCUGACAAAGGUAACUCAACAGUAGUUAUGGACAAAUCGGAUUAUCUUAAAAAAAUGGAUGAACAUAUCCAAACAGGGCCAUAUGAAGAGAUUAAGAAACCUAUAGAUACUGUCAUGAAUAAAAUUAAGAAAUCUACAACAGAUCUGAUACGCCGACUGAAGCCAUCUCUAGGUAAGUCCGAAUGGUUUACUUUAAUGCCAAAAACUAAUAAUCCUAGCAGAAUUUACGGUACUAUUAAGGUUCAUAAAGCAGGUUAUCCCAUUAGGCCGAUAGUUGACUUCCGAAACACACCAACAUAUGAGAUAUCAAAGUAUUUAGCAUCAGUAUUACGUCCUGUUAGAGACCGUUCCAACUCUAGACUAGUAAAUUCUUACGAGUUGAAACAAAAACUUAAUGACCUGCACAUAGAAGAGGAUGAAAAAAUGGUUAGUUUUGACGUAACAAGUCUUUAUACUAAAAUACCAAUCAAUAUGGCACUGGAGGCAGUCAGAAAUCAACUAGAUACUGACUCACAACUUACUCAAAGAACCAAGGCAUCGGUUGGUGAAAUCAUGUUAGGAGUGCAGUUAUGCUUAACCUCGACAGUCUUCAAGUUUCAGGGAAAGAUAUACAGACAAACAGAAGGAGUAGCAAUGGGAUCACCAAUAUCCCCUAUAGUAGCAGAUAUAUUUAUGGAUAGUUGGGAAGAUAUGGCUUUACGAACAUAUAAUCCGACACCUAAGAUAUGGUGGCGAUAUGUAGAUGACACAUUUACAGUGUUGAAAUCGGAACAUAUCGACAGUUUCUUGACACACAUAAACUCAGUAGUUAACGCAAUCCAAUUCACCUACGAAGUAGAAAAUGAACAAGGAGAAUUACCUAUGUUGGAUUGCAGAAUAAAACGAAGGAUAGAUGGUGGCUUAGAUACUACCGUCUACAGAAAACCAACACAUUCUAACAGGUAUCUAGACUUCAAGUCAUCUCAUCCAGUGUCAGUUAAAGCGGGUUUAGUCAAAUGUCUAAAUAACAGAGCUGAGAAACUCACUAGUCAUUGUAAGGACUUAAAUAAGGAAUUGAAACACAUAAAAGAAGCGUUAAUAACUAAUAAUUAUCCCCAUCAUUUUAUUAAGAAAUUCACACGGACGCAUAAGAAGCAAAAUAAUAACACUAAUACAAAUACAAAUAAUAGUGACAACAUAAGUAGAAAGGAAAUCAGCACCUCUAUUGUGAUACCAUACAAGGAAGGAACAUCAGAAACCAUACGUAGGAUUCUCAACAAGGUUGGAAUUAGGGUGGCAUUUAAACCAACAAACUCACUUAGAGGUAAGCUGUGUCGGCUAAAAGAUCCGAUAGAACCAAUUAAGCAAAAUAAUAUAAUCUACCAAAUUCCAUGUAAUGACUGUGAAGUCAAAUACAUAGGUCAAACUAGCCGGUCGGGGUCAGUUAGAUUAACAGAACAUAGGAAUUUAGCUAAACAUAGAACGACAGACCCCAAUAAGAUCAAUAACCUAGAAAAACACUCAGCCAUUGCAUUACAUUCAUUAACACACAACCACACAAUAGGAUGGGACAAAACCACUGUACUUAAGUCUAAUAUAGCUAGGUGGAGAGAGAGAUUAAUUACUGAAUCUUUGUUCAUCGAAUUCACACCCAACACAUGUAAUAGGAAUGACGCAACACCUAUACCAGAGAUAUGGAAAACUUUACUACCAAUCAAAAAACAAAAAAACAAAGAGAGAUCAGGUGACAGGACUAUAAAAUCAGAUGUCGAAAGAAGUGUGAUUACAUUGAUAUGAUUAUGAGCAAUAAUUUAUGCUCGAAACGUAAUCAAGUAAAUAAUACUGUAUCACUGUGCGCUUUAUAUCAAAUAAACAAAUCUAAUAUGGAACUACAUUCUACCACAGUGCCCAAGUUUUUCACUUAUAUUAAUGAAACUUAUGGUCUUCCUGUUCGAAGGCUAAUCAAUAAACUCACACGACUUUCACAAACUGAAGCACGUUUCACAAAUCAUCGUAUUUUCAAUAUUCGUUGCAUGAAAAAUCAAAUUAUCCCUAAAUACCUUCGCAUACGAAUCCCAAUAUAUACUGACAAAAUCCAAAGGGCAAUAGAACAUGUCAGCAAACUAUGUCUGAAAGAAGAAAUUCACAGGAUUAUUAAGAAAUUAAGUACCAUUCGGAAUAAAAUUGAACAACUUAAAUGUAAAAUUAUGAAGAUAGUAAACUGCAGAGACUAUGGAUUUAUAAUAGAAACAUCAGACAAAGCAAGAUUAGCUACUCUCAAGAAAUCU